UCCACGGCCAGUCGCCCGUCGCUCGUGAAACGCGCGCCACGCCUGUACCCCGGUCCCGCGCGACUCUGUAACCAUGUGGUGAUGUGAGACGGACGUGAUCACUCGCACUCGACUUAGGGCUCGGUGGACAUCACGCGGACGAUCCCCAGUGAUACUGUGCUAUAAGUGUAAAAUUGUGGAUUACAUUAUAAUGGCCUUAGCUAGGCUCGCUUCAGGCAGCGAGUGCGGCGGCGGCGGAGUGGGCGGCGCGCCCGCCCCACAGUCGGCGCGGGUGACGUCCAACGCCGGCGGCAUGGCGGUCACCCGCGUGCCCAGCCCGCUGCACGACGGCAACACGCCCGUCGCCGAGAACUGGUGCUUCACACAGGUUAAGGUGGUCAAAUUUAGUUAUAUGUGGACGAUAAACAAUUUUAGUUUCUGUAGAGAAGAAAUGGGUGAAGUGCUAAAAUCAUCGACUUUCUCAGCGGGUGCUAGUGACAAAUUAAAGUGGUGUCUCCGCGUUAACCCCAAAGGGCUGGACGAGGAGAGCAAAGACUAUUUAUCGUUAUAUUUAUUGUUAGUGUCGUGUAAUAAAUCAGAAGUGCGGGCGAAGUUUAAGUUCUCAAUAUUAAAUGCCAAACGGGAGGAGACGAAGGCGAUGGAGUCGCAGCGCGCCUACAGAUUCGUGCAGGGCAAGGAUUGGGGAUUCAAGAAGUUUAUCAGAAGGGAUUUCCUAUUAGACGAAGCGAACGGUCUGCUCCCCGAGGACAAGCUGACGAUAUUCUGCGAGGUGUCCGUGGUCGCGGAUAGCAUCAACAUCAGCGGGCAGAGCAACGUGGUGCAGUUCAAGGUGCCCGAGUGCCGGCUGUCCGACGACCUAGGAGCGCUGUUUGAUAAUGAACGCUUCUCGGACGUCACGCUCGCGGUGGGGGGCAGGGAGUUCCAGGCGCACAAAGCGAUAUUAGCAGCGCGGAGUCCGGUGUUCGCGGCGAUGUUCGAGCACGAGAUGGAGGAGCGCAAGCGGAACCGCGUGGACAUCACCGACGUCGACCACGAGGUGCUGCGCGAGAUGCUGCGCUUCAUAUACACCGACCGCGCGCCCAACCUCGACAAGAUGGCCGACGACCUGCUCGCCGCCGCUGAUAAGUACGCGUUAGACCGGCUGAAGGUGAUGUGCGAGGAGGCGCUGUGCCUCAGCCUGUCGGUGGAGACGGCGGCCGACACGCUCAUCCUGGCCGACCUGCACUCCGCGGACCAGCUCAAGGCGCAGACCAUAGAUUUCAUUAACACGAGUCAUGCGACGGAUGUGAUGGACACCGCCGGGUGGAAGAACAUGAUAUCGUCGCACCCGCACCUCAUAGCCGAGGCCUUCCGCGCGCUCGCCACCCAGCAGCAGCAGAUCCCGCCCAUAGGCCCGCCGAGGAAACGCAUCAAACAGGCCUAGUGUUAAACGCGGACGCAGCCUCGAAUUUUGGGGGGGAGUCACAAGAUUUUUGGGGGGGUCACCUAUGUCGAAGCGAAAGAUGGUGGGGGGUCACGUCCCCUGUGAUACUCCCUCAGAGUAUGCCUAGAGCGACCCACCCCGCGCACAUACCAAAGACGCGCCCCCCGCGCGCCGAACGCCGCCUCCGACCCGAAAGGACACACCCACAGAGAAAGUCUAAGCACCUGAUAACUGCUUACGAGGAACUGGGAAAUGUCAAGCUGAUAAGGAACGCAGUCAACUCCGAUCGUCGGUUCGACUAAUCGAUUGCUGACAAUCAUUUCAUACUUCGUAUUUCGAGAUGCAAACUUUAAUCUUCCGCAAUGGAGAAAUCAAUUUCCGAAACUCAUUGAAACUCUUUCUUUUAACGUUGACUCUCGAAGACCGAAUGUCCUUAUAUCAUACUAUCAUCAAUUUUUGGUUGGCAUCACAAAGUGGGUUCAACAAAGGUUGUUCUGCGUUUACUUUUAUCACAGUUCUGUGCCGGCACAGAUUUGUAAAUAAAAUCAAUCAAGCUUAUACCUAACCCCGUAUAGUUUUCAAUUUCGAAUGGGAGUCAAGAAAAGGAAUGCUUCAUCGGUGUCGAGGUUCGGAGAUCGCGUGUGUAUCAGCUGGCACACGCGGCGUCGCGCGGUCGGGCUCACUUCUACUCGACAAGGCUGUAUUGUUAGCGCUCGAGGACGGAUCGAGGCGCCGAAACACAAACUAUCCUCAACGCGAACACGAAACAUCAAUAGUACACGAAACACCAAUAGUUAUUAAAUUAUUUUAUUGUUAAGAUUCCCCGGCCCGCCCGGCCCGGCAGCCCUCGAUCUGUCCGUCGCCUCACUUCUGACUGCAGUGCGAGUGGCCGGUGUGUUUGUAUAUUUAGUUGACGGUCCGCGGAUCCGUCGCCUCGUUUACUAUGAUUGAUCUCAAAGUGUUAAUCGAUCCUAAUGAUUUUUAUGUCUCUAAGUGGUUCCUGGAUCAUUUUUUGAAUAAUUACUUUAAUGUGUAUAAUAUAUGCUGGACGCUUUUUGCGCGUUUAUGUAGUAUCGAGUAGGCUUUUAAAAUUUUAUGUAAGUGGUUUUUGUAAACGUUCUCUUACGGUUAUGUUUAAUGUAAUUUAUUAGAGUAUUCGAUAUGAAACCUCGUAUUUAAACGGAAUUAUCUAUGUCAUUGAAUAUAUAGAUUGAAUUAAAUGGUAAUACAUCGGCUAGGAUGCGAGGAAUUGUCAUAUAAUUGAAGUUAAUAUGUGUGUGGUUAGUUACUGAAUAAAGUAGUUAUUGCAGUAAUUUUUACAUACGUGAUUAGUACUGUAAUCGAACGCAAUAAAUGAACGUGUUUAACAUAGUUUUGUACACGCGCUGUUUUCAAAAUCAACGAGUCAUAAGUGUAUACUGUAUAGUGUAUGUGUAAUGUGAACUUGUAGAAAGCUAUGUUACAACAUGAUGUAGGUGGUUCGAGUGAUUUAAUCAGUUAAUGAAAUUGUUGGUGUUGUAUAUAGAUGAGUUACGAUCCCACCAUAAAUAUAAUAUCUAAGUACUAAAUUUUAAGUGGCGUCGCCGUCGGACCCAUGUUUGAUUUUAAUGUCAUUUAGCUGUUAACUUAAAGCCUAUUGUGAUUGUCAUUAUUUCUAUUAUUUUAAACACUUAUUGAUGUUAUAGUUGCCAUUUUUCACUAAUUUUAAACUGCGUGUAGCCCCUAAAAAUUAAUGUUAGAUAUAUAGUCAGUUGUGAGUAUAUCUGUCGAUGCAGGGGCUUUUCAUUUUAAUUUCUACUUCUUCGAGUCCUGUUUUUGGUUUUUUAGGCAAGAGUGCCGAGUGGAUUUUUAUUUUUUAUGCACACCAUAAUAUUUCUACUGAGCUUUUGUAUGCCGCUGUGAUUCGUUUUUAUUCCUCGACGUGUUUUCGAAUCCCAUUAUGAUCAUAAUCCAUCCCAAUUUUGCUCACUUCUAAUGAUGAUUAUUCAUUUUCAUAACCCUAUUUCUUGAAUGAAUUGUUUAGUAAAAACAUAUUUUCUUACUCUCUAAUGUAACAAUGAAUGUACCAAUUUCAACAUAUUAUAAUUACUAUUCAGUGUAUAAAUAGUAAUAUACUGUGGCCAAUAAAUUUAAUGAUAUUUAUAUUACAAUUUUAUACCCAUUUCAUUUACAUAGCUGACAGCUGUUGUCUAGUAAUAUGAUAGUUACAAAACAAUUGUCAGAAAUAAAAACUGUGAUUUUUCGAAAUUGUCAAUAAGUUGAGCAAAUAAAUGAUUUAAUGUAAUAUAAUGCUA
Molecule: messenger RNA, 3717 nt
Organism: Aricia agestis (brown argus)
Lineage: Eukaryota; Metazoa; Arthropoda; Insecta; Lepidoptera; Lycaenidae
Gene: rdx
Product: protein roadkill
Exons: 7
Coding region: 191-1423 (410 amino acids)
Biological process (GO): proteasome-mediated ubiquitin-dependent protein catabolic process; regulation of proteolysis
Cellular component (GO): cytoplasm; nucleus
Molecular function (GO): ubiquitin protein ligase binding
Source: RefSeq, a predicted model, not a curated record